UGUCAUGCACCUUGACCUAUAGAUGGGGGGGUUGAGUCGUCACGUCGUCGCUUUUCGUUUGUAGCGUCCAUCUGUCAAAGCAUCGUCGGCGCGGUCAUUACUAAUAUUCACUCGAGAGUAAAAGUAACGUUUAGUGCCUUUUCUCAUUGGCUUCUUUGGGUUAUUGGAUUACAACUGGUCGCCAGAACGCACACAGCGACUAGUUUUGGGCUGACGAGUGCCACAACGCAUCACUUUAGCCAGGAUGGAGUUAAUGUUGGACACCGCUAAGAGCCAGGGUCAGACCCAGAGCCAGGGGGGUCAGACUGUCUCCCCUCCCUCAAUCUUCCCCUAUCGCUUCACCUCGGACGGGCGUCUGUGUCACCGGGCCACCCAGGAGCCCUUCAUGUUCCAGCGGAGCUGUGACCCAGACGCCGCCCAGAGAGAGGACCAGGCCUUAUGUCUCCACGUCACCCAACACGUUCACUCUUUCCUGGAGGAGCAGCUGCACCUCUUCAGGCUCUACCUCCCUCCCCUCAGCAAGGAGGUCUACCUCCCUCCUCCAUCUCUCAGCAAGGGGGUCUACCUCCCUCCUCCAUCUCUCAGCAAGGGGGUCUACCUCCCUCCUCCAUCUCUCAGCAAGGGGGUCUACCUCCCUCCUCCAUCUCUCAGCAAGGGGGUCUACCUCCCUCCUCCAUCUCUCAGCAAGGGGGUCUACCUCCCUCCUCCAUCUCUCAGCAAGGGGGUCUACCUCCCUCCUCCAUCUCUCAGCAAGGGGGUCUACCUCCCUCCUCCAUCUCUCAGCAAGGAGGUCUACCUCCUUCCUCCAGCAGAGCCUCAGGGGCAGGGGGACCACAGGGUCUACUUUAGCCCCCACCGAGGAGCCCCCAGCCAGGGCUACGUGUACCUCUCCCCUGGGGCCCUGGAGAGCCCUGCCACCCUGUUGGUGGUGGUCCAGGACCGGGGAACGAUGCCCUGCGGGCUGUGGAGCUGGAGGGCUGCUGCCAGCCGAGGUCUGGAAAGAGGCAGCAUGAUCCCCUACGUGAAGAGGGUCCUAGAAGAGGGCAGCUCUGUCCUCCUGAUGAACCCCAACCAGGGAGGAGGUGUUGGGGAGACUCCGGAGGAGCACGUUCACCGCGUCUGGGACCUCCUGGUGUCGCGCUGCGUCUCCCGGCGUGUCGUCGUGGUAGCGCACGGUUACGGAGGCCUGGCGUUCGUGGACCUGCUGUGCCGACGCCCACAACAAGUGGUGGGGCAGGUGUGGGCGGCGGCCUUCCUGGACUCCUCCCACAGCCUGUGGCACCAGCCGUUGGACGCGGUGGGCCGGGAGUGGCUGAGGACACGCUCUAGGAGGUGGGUUGAUGUCUUUAUAUAA
Messenger RNA from Oncorhynchus nerka (sockeye salmon), 1354 nucleotides. RefSeq lists its product as uncharacterized. Bases 245 to 1354 code for a protein of 369 amino acids. Gene Ontology annotation, biological process: regulatory ncRNA-mediated heterochromatin formation. The transcript is spliced from 2 exons. Gene Ontology annotation, cellular component: nucleus. Gene Ontology annotation, molecular function: siRNA binding. The record is from RefSeq and is a predicted model, not a curated record. NCBI's taxonomy places the organism in Eukaryota, Metazoa, Chordata, Actinopteri, Salmoniformes, Salmonidae.